AUGUCCAAGCCUGUUUCUGAAACUGAAAUCAAGGAGGUUUUUUGGUCUUUAAAGUCCAAUAAAGCCCCUGGCCCGGAUGGGUAUUCCGCUGGUUUUUUUAAGAGCUCUUGGGAUAUUGUUGGUAAGGAUGUCAUUCUAGCUAUUAAGUCUUUCUUUGACUCUAGUAAACUUCUUUCAGAGGUUAACAGUACCAUCAUAGCUCUUAUUCCUAAAGUUCCUAAUCCUACUCAUGUUGGUGACUAUAGACCCAUCUCUUGUUGUAAUACCAUCUACAAAUGCAUUGCCAAGAUCAUAGCUAAUAGAAUUAAAUUGGCCCUUCCUGAUUUGAUUGAUCCUGUGCAGUCUGCGUUUGUCCAAGGUAGAAGGAUCUCGGACAACAUUUUCUUAUCCCAAGAGAUUAUGAGAGGUUACCAUAGGAGUUCCCACUCUCCUAAGUGCGCCAUGAAAGUUGAUAUUAUGAAAGCUUAUGAUACUGUGAGAUGGGACUUUAUCAAUGAUAUCCUCAAAGCUAUGGCUUUCCCUCCUUGUAUGAUUACCUGGAUAAAGGCUUGCAUCACAAGUCCUUCUUUCUCGAUUUGUAUUAAUGGGAGCCUUCAGGGGUAUUUUAAAGGGGCGAGGGGAUUAAGACAAGGGGACGCUAUGUCCCCGUAUCUCUUUGUGUUGGCUAUGGAAAUUCUCGCUAGAAUUUUAGCUGAGAAAUCUAGGAGUCCUUUGUUCAAAUUCCACUGGAGGUGUGAGAAAACUAAAAUUGUCAACCUUUGUUUUGCUGAUGAUUUGAUGAUUUUCAGUAAAGGGGACCCUGGUACUGUUACUCUUAUCAUGCAGGGAUUGGAGGAGUUUAGGGAUUUGUCUGGUCUUACCCCUAAUUCUAGUAAGAGUAAUAUUUUUUUCUCGGGGUGUAGUAGUGCGCUUAAAGAGGAUAUUCUUCAGAUUGCCAAUUUUACUGAGGGCUCCUUCCCGGUGAAAUACCUUGGUGUGCCUCUUAUCACUACCAAGCUUAAAGUGUCUGAUUGUCAUACUCUGGUUGAGAGGAUUACUAAGAGGAUUAAAAGUUGGACCAAUAAACUGCUUUCUUAUGCUGGUAGAGCCCAACUCAUCCAGUCUAUCCUGUUUUCAAUGCAAGAAAAAAAAAAUGAGGGUGGCCUUGGUUUCAAGGACUUAGCAACCUGGAACAAGGCUGCUAUAGCCAAGCAUGUUUGGUACUUGUUUUCUGGGGGGGAUUGUUCCAUGUGGUGCCAAUGGGUCAAGGCUUACUUGCUUAAAGGGAGGAGCUUUUGGGCCGUUAGAACUCCUAGUGAUCCCUCAUGGGUCUGGAGGAAAAACCUGUCUCUCAGGCAUUUAAUCUAUCCUCACAUCAAAUUCGAAAUUGGUAAUGGGGAAAAUGUGUUCCUUUGGCAUGACAAUUGGCACCCGCUUGGUUCGCUGUGGCACAGGUUUGGUCCUAGAAUUCUUUAUGAUACUAAUCUUCCUGAUAGCACCAAGGUUAGCUCUAUAGUCUCUAAUAGUUCCUGGAAGUGGCCUGUUUUGAACUCUUGGGAGAUAAAGGAGUGGAUCUCUUCUACCCCUUUAUCUCUUCUAUCUUCCGUUGGCUCUUCUGAUACUCCGGUAUGGAGUUUGGCUGCUGAUGGUAACUUUUCUAUCCAAUCGGCUUGGGAUUGUUGGAGGGAUAAGGGCCCGAAAGUCACUUGGUCCAAACUUAUCUGGGGUCCCCCUUCAAUCCCUAGGGUUAGUUUUAUUGCUUGGUUAGCCACCAAUGAGAGACUUAAUACUGGUGAUAGACUUAAAACUUGUGGUCUUGUUACCACUCCUUACUGCCCUUUCUGUCAAGAUCCUGAGGAGAAUCAUUCCCAUCUUUUUUUUAGGUGCAUAUUUUCUUCUAGGAUUUGGGGUGGUAUUCUUGCCAAGUGCAAGUCUAAUUGGCCUUCUUUGCCUUGGUUGGAAACUGUUGAUUUUGCUGUUAGAUCCACCAGUGGUACCUCCUUGAAAAUGGUGAUUCUGAAGCUAUCAUUUCUUUGCACUGUCUACCACAUUUGGAUGGAGAGGAAUAGUAGGAUCUUCAAUAAGGCCCUAAAGCCUGAAGAGGUUGUUACUAACUCUAUUAUCCAAAUGGUUAGGGGUAGGCUUCUUUCUAUGGAAAAUGUUAAAAUUUCUGCAGGUGAUAAUUGGCUUUUGGAGGAAUGGGAUCUUCUUCCCAAAAUCAUGCAGCAGCACCAUACUAUUGCAGAUGGCAGGAGAAUGAGUGUUGUGAGGUUACCUACAUUGAGGGUUGAGAGAUGGUUUUUGGAGCUUUCAAAUUAUAGGGAUGGUGAACAGGUUGAUGGGCUUUUGGUUUUGAUUUCCUGUAUAGCUGUGUUAGGUCCUGGGCUGGAAGGAUGCCAAGGUCACUCUCAAACCACCAUCUUUGAUGCCGAGCAUCUCAAGCGUCUUUACCAUUUGUUUGAGCCAUUCAUUCGCUUUCAAAGGCUCUUUAGGAUUGCCCAAAAACUCGUCCAGGUUCGAUCAAAAAAACUGACACUUCAGAAAAAGACGGCCCCGUCUCAGCAACAUGAGCCUGGACUUGAUUCUCAGCUCUAA
Molecule: messenger RNA, 2574 nt
Organism: Camellia sinensis
Lineage: Eukaryota; Viridiplantae; Streptophyta; Magnoliopsida; Ericales; Theaceae
Source: RefSeq, a predicted model, not a curated record